Antechinus flavipes (yellow-footed antechinus) is the source of this 1974-nucleotide messenger RNA. Its product is annotated as natural killer cell receptor 2B4-like. Gene Ontology annotation, biological process: natural killer cell activation involved in immune response. The record is from RefSeq and is a predicted model, not a curated record. Lineage: Eukaryota; Metazoa; Chordata; Mammalia; Dasyuromorphia; Dasyuridae. The transcript has 6 exons. Bases 238 to 1218 code for a protein of 326 amino acids. Gene Ontology annotation, cellular component: external side of plasma membrane. Gene Ontology annotation, molecular function: MHC class I protein binding.
GGCUGAGGUUUUCUCAACUCAGUUCUGACAAUUUAUUAACUCACACAAGAUCAGCCACAGCGUGGAGGAAACUGUGGCCGGACUAAUUAUGAGGGUUCUGUGCUUCAGCGAAGGCCUGUGCUUUCCCCCACCAGCAUGCCUUUGCUUCUUAUUAUUUUCAAGGCAGUGUAAACCACACUGAGGGGGGCUAGGUGAGGGAAGCAAGUGUCAGCUGGGGGGUUGAGGAAUCCUGUAGAGAUGCUUUGGAAAACUUUCACUCCACUUCUCUUCCUUGUCUUGCUUCAGAACCAAGGAACACCAGGUUCUGAUAUGAGCAUAAAUGUCAUCAUGGGAGGUCGUAUCCAGUUACAGCCAAUUUGGAGUCAGGAGUAUUCAUCCAGUUCAAAAUUCACUUGGUUUGUGACACUAUCUUCAAGUAAGCAGACAAUUAAAAUACUGAGUUGGGAAACAGAUAAAAAGAUGAAAUGUGAAGCUAAGCAAUUUAAAGACAGAGCUCAUAUCCAGCCUGACAACUUGACUUUAUUCAUUAACUCAGCUCAGAAGAAUGACAGUGGUUGCUACUACAUGCAAAUCACCAGUCAAUCAGGACAAACUUUUAAGUCUACCUCAUUCCAGGUUUCCGUGUUUGAUCCUGUCCAAGCUCCACAGAUCCAGGUGACUGGAAAAUCAUGGAAUAACACCUUAUGCCAUGUGAACCUGUCCUGCUUUGUUCCUGGGAACAGUAAUUUGGUAUACACUUGGUACAGAGGGAGAGAACGAAUUAAAACCUCAGGAAAGCAUGCCCAUGUACAGCUCUAUAUCCAAGCCAACACAGAGAAUUUUUAUUCUUGUAAUGCCAGCAACCCAGUUAGCUCAGCAAGCCAUACCACCAACCUUGCCCAGGCAUGUGCUAGCCCAGAUUAUAGAACAAGCCCAGGUAAGAAGAAUAUAUCUUUACUAAAUAUCACAUCUUUUUUGAUACUUUCUGCUUCCAAUCUUGCUGGUCAAGAUAAAUCAGUGCAUUCAUCAGUACAAUUCUCCAAGCAUGUAAAUCUCCUCCUUCAGGAUGAGUAUUUAUAUGUUUAUAUUUCCGACUUCUCUCUUUCUCUGAAUUUUCAGCAACCUUUUCCCAAUCAAGUAAACUCCAACUCAUCCCAUCCAGUUACUAUCUAUCAAGAGGUCCAGAAAUUCAAUCGACUGUCUAGCAAGGAGUUGGAGAUUUUCCAGCUCUAUUCUUAAUAAUGACAGCUACUAUCUGAAAUGAACAUAUUGUUGAAGCAUUUUGAGAGCGAAGAGAUUUGGUAAUAAAAACAGCUCAUAUUUUUAUAGGUCUUGCAGGUUUACAAAGCUCUCUAUUCACAUCAAUCACAUGAUGAAAAGAGUGCGAAGACUACACAAAUAUUCCAAUAGUUUACAACCUUAUCAAUGUGGACAGUCUCUCUAGUGAUGUGGAUCACCAUUCAUUUUUGCCUGCCUAUUUUGUGUGACACUUUAAUCUAAUAUCAGGGGGUCCAUCUCACAUGCUGGAAAACUUCCUGGAUCUCACAUCACAAGAAAUGUGGAAUACAAAUGGAAUACAAAGCUAUCAUCCUAUUAUCCCCUUGUCCACAGGCCCAACUCAUGUUCCUUUUCAAACAUAAACUUUGUUGUUGACAUUUUUUGCUCUAAUUCUUUUAUAAAGUUUCUUAUUCUAUGCUGCAGGAUGAUCAAAUCUACUGUGCACUUAUCCACUGCUCUCUGGUCAAUCAUCUGUAUUAAUUCUUUAAGGGCUAUAACAUUCUAUGACUUAUUAGCCAUGCAAUAACAUUGGUGAGAGUGUUGCUUUUAAAAAGAUGAAACUUUGUUUUUGUGAAUCUUUACACAUGAGGAAAUGAACUCUUGAAGCCCUAAGUGACUUGCUCAUGGUCAAACAGCAAGUUACUGUCAGCGUUAAAUCUUCCGGUUCUAUAUUUGUUUUUAGCUACGAUUGUCUGGAAUAAAAAUACAAUUUAAUCA